This is a messenger RNA of Trypanosoma rangeli, 963 nucleotides long. RefSeq lists its product as uncharacterized. The record is from RefSeq and is a predicted model, not a curated record. Gene Ontology annotation, molecular function: calcium ion binding. Lineage: Eukaryota; Euglenozoa; Kinetoplastea; Trypanosomatida; Trypanosomatidae. Bases 1 to 963 code for a protein of 320 amino acids. The transcript has a single exon.
AUGUUGACGCCCCAUCAGUUGGAUCUUGUAGAGCGCGCCUUUCGCUCGCUGGACACGAAGGGUGAUGGCUUGCUCUCCAUUGAGGAUAUCAUCCGCGUCUUUGACGUCUCAAGGCACCCGCGAGUGAAGGAGGGAGUCAUGGCGCCCUCCGCCGUCAGUGAGAUGCUGACAUACCAAUUUGGUGAGAGUUUGAAAGAGCAAAAUGGCGUCACGUUUGACGUCUUCAUGCGCUUUCAUGAGAGGAUGGCUGCGGAGGCCGAGAGCGAGCGUGUUUCCGACCAGGAGGACUUCUUGACUGCCACCAUCGAGGGUGUGUGGCGCCUGGGCAACCUGCUCGAGCCCACGUUUAUUCGCCCCGUCAUUCCCGUUGAAGGGUUCCCCAGCGGCAUCUACGCCACGCAGCUUAUGUCGCUAGUGUGGCCGGAUCCAAGCUCGCCUCCGGGGUCGUACGUGUUGCGUGUGAUUCGUGAUGUAGUGCAACCCCAUUUCUCGCGUGGUGAUUUGCCAUCACAGCUUUGCGGGUUCUUUGCGUACCCAGCGGAGCUGGCGGGUAUGACACUCAUUGAGGUCCCCUCACAAAUAUCAAUGCAGCGCUGGCUGGACUUUGUCUGGGAAUACGCGGAAGGAAAAUAUGCGGUGGUGCCAAGUCUGGUAUCUGCUCUCGUUGAUCUUGAAACCGUCCCAGAGUACCUGCGGGAACUCAUUGUUGAACCUGAGACUGUGAAGCAGCUGCCAUCAGUACGGUUUAUCCCGACACUAAAGGCGUUCAACCCAAUGUACAAACGGACGAGUGACGAAUACGGCUAUGGAGUGCCGGAAGAAGUCAAGCGUAUACAUCACUGGAAGUUUAAGACGUAUGACGGAACGGCGUAUGGACUAAUUUACCACGGCCGCGUGGAGAAAUUCACAAAGAUGCUGUACGGUCAGUCGCAGUCUACGGUGGCAAGCGGCGUAAAUAUUUGA